AUGGCAGCCGGGCUCAACAAACAAUCCAAAUUCCCAGACAAGCUCAUAGUGAUGAAGCAGGUCCAAGAUCAAGCCAGAAACAUGAGUCAGGAAGUCAAGGUCUGGAUCAGGUCUAAAGGCAGCAGUCAGGGACAGCCAUUCUCCAGGCAAGGCCACAGAGGUUGCAAGAAUGUUCACUAUGACCUUGUCUUCAUCCUGGAUGCCUCCUCCAGCGUCGGGAAAGAAGAUUUUGAGAAAGUUCGGCAGUGGGUGUCUAAUUUGGUGGAAACUUUUGAGAUUGGCCCAGACAAAACCCGUGUGGGUGUGGUGCGAUACAGUGAUCGUCCAACCACAGAGUUUGACCUGGGAAAGUACAAAACCCGUGAGGAAAUCAAAGAAGCUGCACGAAACAUUAAGUAUUAUGGGGGUAAUACAAACACUGGAGAUGCUCUCAGGUACAUCAACACGUACAGUUUUUCCAAAGAAGCUGGUGGGAGACUUAGUGAUCAAACUGUUAAAAAAGUGGCUAUCCUUCUGACUGAUGGAAGGAGCCAGGAUUAUGUCUUGGAUGCAGCCACUGCAGCCCAUCAGGCUGGGAUUAGGAUCUUUGCCGUGGGUGUUGGUGAAGCCUUAAAAGAGGAACUCGAUGAGAUUGCUUCAGAACCCAAGUCUGCUCACGUGUUUCAUGUCUCCGAUUACAACGCCAUCGAUAAAAUUCGGGGGAAGCUGAGAAGACGUCUCUGUGAAA
Molecule: messenger RNA, 727 nt
Organism: Fulmarus glacialis (Northern fulmar)
Lineage: Eukaryota; Metazoa; Chordata; Aves; Procellariiformes; Procellariidae
Product: collagen alpha-1(XXII) chain-like
Exons: 2
Source: RefSeq, a predicted model, not a curated record